AUGGAGAAUAACGCUGCCAACAGUGGAUUAGGAGCAGUGGUUUGCGCUGGAGAAAAUUCAACGGAAAGCAAUUUGUGGAGACCGUGGAAUAAAACCGAGGGCAAAAGUGCUCAACUGACGACUCGCUCUGAGCAUGGAGAGAUUUCUAGCGCAUGGCCCAAGAUACCACAAUUCAUCCAUCCCGUCAAGUUAUUCUGGCCGAAGUCGAGAUGUUUUGACUAUCUGUACCGGGAUGCAGAAACGCUCCUGCGAAACUAUCCAGUCCAAGCGACCAUCUGCCCCUACGAAGACUCCAGCAGCGAUGAAGAAGGCGAGGAUGAGGAUGGGGAUGGGGAGGAGGUGGAGGGAAAGGAGCAGAAUUAA
Girardinichthys multiradiatus is the source of this 363-nucleotide messenger RNA. RefSeq names its product ripply transcriptional repressor 2 (gene ripply2). The transcript is spliced from 3 exons. The coding region runs from base 1 to 363 and encodes 120 amino acids. Gene Ontology annotation, biological process: embryonic pattern specification; negative regulation of transcription by RNA polymerase II. The record is from RefSeq and is a predicted model, not a curated record. NCBI's taxonomy places the organism in Eukaryota, Metazoa, Chordata, Actinopteri, Cyprinodontiformes, Goodeidae. Gene Ontology annotation, cellular component: nucleus.